CUUCUGUGGUGGAGGAGUGAGGCAGCAUGUGAGUGCUGCUUUUCAUUUUGUAUUAGUCAAUUAUUUUAAAGUUAAGAAAAUUGAAAGAUUUUGUAUUUUAAUGUAUGCAAGAGUGCAAAAAAGAGGAACUAGUUGAAAUGGUCUUGAAUUUUUAGUGAAAUUGCCUUUUUUUUAUUGGACACAGUGGAUGACAUUUAAACUGCAGGAUAGCACAAUGACACUGGACUCAGAGUUUGGUGUGAAGGGCAGCAGCAUCAUCAGGGAGUGGAGUGGACAGGUCCAGCCUGCUCUGGUCGCCUCCUUUGUUUUCCUCUUCUGUCUAGAAGCCUGUCUGUGGGUGAGGAGCCUCCGGCUCAAGAGAAGACUGCCGGGACCCUUCGCUUGGCCGGUGGUGGGCAACGCCAUGCAGCUGGGCCAGAUGCCUCACAUCACCUUCGCCAAGCUUGCCAAAAAGUACGGCAACGUGUAUCAGAUCCGGCUGGGCUGCAGUGACAUUGUGGUUCUGAAUGGAGACAGGGCAAUACGUGAGGCUCUGAUACAGCACAGCACAGAGUUUGCAGGCAGACCAAACUUUGUCUCUUUUCAGGCUGUCUCGGGGGGUAAAAGUAUGACUUUCACCAAUUACAGCAAACAGUGGAAGAUGCACAGGAAAAUUGCUCAAUCAACGAUCAGAGCAUUCUCAUCUGCCAACAGCCAAACCAAAAAAGCCUUUGAGCAGCAAAUUGUGGCGGAAGCCACAGAGCUAGUUGAGAUUUUCCUUAAACUCAGUGCUCAGGACAAGUAUUUCAACCCUGCUCAUGAGCUGACAGUGGCUGCAGCCAAUGUGAUUUGUGCCUUAUGCUUUGGAAAACGCUAUGGACAUGAUGAUGUAGAGUUCAGAGCCUUGUUGCACAAGCUAGACCAAUUCGGAGAGACAGUAGGGGCUGGCAGCUUGGUAGAUGUGAUGCCUUGGCUCCAGUCUUUCCCCAAUCCAGUACGCAGCAUGUUCAAGAACUUCAAAAACCUGAAUCAAGAGUUCUUUGGGUUUAUCCAGAACAAAGUGGAGGAGCACAGAGAGACAUUUGAUCCGGAUGUGACGAGGGACAUGAGUGAUGCUAUUAUCGGCGUGAUUGACAAGGCUGACAGUGACAACGGCCUCACCAGAGCUCACACAGAGGGCACGGUGUCAGAUCUGAUCGGAGCAGGCAUGGAUACCGUCUCCACCGCACUUCACUGGAUUCUCCUCCUGCUCGCCAAACACCCUGAAAUACAAACCAAACUUCAGGAGCUCGUUGACAAAGUGGUGGGGCGAAAAAGGCUGCCGUCGGUGGAGGACAGAAGCAGCCUGGCCGACCUGGACGCCUUCAUCUACGAGACCAUGCGCUUCACCAGCUUCGUCCCAGUCACCAUCCCACACUCCACAACCUCAGACGUCACCAUCGAGGGUCUCACCAUCCCCAAAGACACGGUGGUCUUCAUCAACCAGUGGUCCAUCAAUCACGACCCCCUGAAGUGGAAGGACCCUCAUAUCUUUGACCCCUCGCGCUUCCUUGAUGAAAAGGGCUCUCUGGACAAAGAUCUUACCAACAAUGUUAUGAUCUUCUCAGCAGGGAAGAGGAGAUGUAUUGGAGACCAGAUUGCCAAAGUUGAGGUAUUUUUGUUCUUUGCGAUCCUGCUCCACCAGUGUAGCUUUGAGAAAUGUGCCAAUGAGGACCUGUCUUUAAACUGCUCCUAUGGUUUAACACUGAAGCCUUUAGAUUACAAGAUCACUGCCAAACUCAGGGGAGAACUACUUGAGGGCCAAUAAAACUGUCGCAGAACUGGCUCUCCGAGUAAAGAACAUAAAUGCAGAAGAAGGUAUGUGGUCUAAAAUAAAUAUAUCACAGGAGACUUAUAAACUUUAUUUAACCCCAAAACAUGCAAAAGAUAAGCUUUCUUACCUCUACUGACAUUUAAAAUUGUGACUCACAGACAAUAUUGUUAUUUCACUCAAACUUUCUGCCAGUUACUGUGUCAGAGUACCCUUAAAAUGGCAUUAGAAAGCAUGUAAGUCAUAUCUAGACUCCACGGCACUUUUACUCCUCAACUCUAAGAAAAACAGUGACUGACUAAAAACCUAAAAAUAUCUCUACGGGCUCGGCCACAUCAUGUAAGAAACAGAAAAGAAAAAUGUAUUAAAAAGCUUUUGAUUCGUUUGCCAAAAACCACGAUUCAUAAUAAACCGUAAGUAUGUAUUGUUAUUUAUAUGAGGGUAUUUAGUGGAGUUGCCCUAAAUUGCAAUAUAAAGCGGUGGUGAUGAAUAAAUUUCACUUUAAGCAUUUUGUUUUUCUCGCUGAUGGGGAGAGAUGGUGUGCCAGCUGUGUGGUCUCAACUGAGCAGCUAUUUGCCCAGACACUCAUUCAUCUUCCUGUGGAGCUUUUUCAUGUUUCAGCUUAAUACAAAUAUAAUUCAUCUACAUUCAUGUACUCUUCAAUCAUGCAUAAGACUGUUGAAUUCUGAUAAUAACUCAUGUCAGAUGUAAUAUAUGUCUGAAAGCCACUGAUUUAAUUGUUGGUAAUACUGUCUCCUUCCUUAACUGCAUAAUACAUCACUGUACAACAUGAUUUAUAAGGCAUAAUGUAUUGUAAGCUGUGUAGAAUAGCUAAAAAAUGUUUUUAUAAUGAACAAAAACCUGUGUGAAACAGUCUGUACUCAAUAAACAUUUUCUAUUGA
Centropristis striata (black sea bass) is the source of this 2691-nucleotide messenger RNA. Its product is annotated as cytochrome P450 1B1-like. Gene Ontology annotation, biological process: progesterone metabolic process; hormone biosynthetic process. Lineage: Eukaryota; Metazoa; Chordata; Actinopteri; Perciformes; Serranidae. The coding region runs from base 188 to 1786 and encodes 532 amino acids. The record is from RefSeq and is a predicted model, not a curated record. Gene Ontology annotation, molecular function: heme binding; steroid 17-alpha-monooxygenase activity; iron ion binding. The transcript has a single exon.